Corylus avellana is the source of this 1280-nucleotide messenger RNA. RefSeq names its product CASP-like protein 4A1. The record is from RefSeq and is a predicted model, not a curated record. NCBI's taxonomy places the organism in Eukaryota, Viridiplantae, Streptophyta, Magnoliopsida, Fagales, Betulaceae.
UUUUCGUUUUUUCUUUUUCUACACUUCCUACUCAGACAAUCGUCUGAAAGUCAGCUUUUGAUGUGGGCAAGAAGAACGCGUUCCGAGUUAUAAAAGUGAAAACUGCCAAGCGCUUCUUCCUCACUUGUCUUCAGACUUCAGAGUACCCCAGAAGAUGUCUCUGAACUCCGACCAAGAAAUGGACAAACACAGAGAAGUGAUUAAAGACGAAGAAGCAAAACCGGUGGGAGAAAGGCGGCGUACCCAAUAUGUAAGGAAUGGAGAACAAAAACCAGAAGAAGAACUAGAGCAAGAAAAGCACACCGUCUCAGACGCACCACCACCACCCAUCAGGGCCAUCACCCACUCUUCACCCAGAUACCACAAACCCUCAACGCCACCGUUAGAUUCCUCACCACCCUCUUCGCUUUCCUCCCAUCAAUCCUUUCAUGAAUAUGAACUCAGUCACCCUACCGCACCCCUUGAGACCUCACUGCCGGCCGUGGCGAACCGGGUGGUCCAGGCCGACCCAGUGGUGGGGACCAUGGCGAACCCAGUAGCCCAAGAGGGCUUCAUCAGCGUCGGAGAUGUUGAAGCGGGCGCUAAUAAACGUGGCGGUGGUGACCAAAGAAAGAGACCAAAUUCGUCGAUUUCGAGGUGGAAGAUGACGGAAAGCAUGUUGGAGAAGGCCUUGAUGGGGUUAAGGAUUUCUGGGUUUGUGUUUUGCUUGAUCUCGUUUUCGGUUAUGGCGGCUGACAAGGCUCAGGGUUGGGCUCUUGAUUCUUUUAACCAGUACAAGGAGUUCAGGUACUGUAUGGCUGUAAAUGUGAUAGGGUUUGCAUAUUCAGGGCUGCAAGUGUGUGAUCUGGUCCAUCAUUUCACCACCGGGAAACAUUUAGUCCGGCACCACCACCGUCACUACUUUUAUUUCUCUAUCGAUCAGAUGUUGACUUAUCUUCUGAUAUCAGCCUCAUCAUCGGCUGCCACCAGAGUUUAUGACUGGAAGUCCAACUGGGGCGAAGACAAGUUUCCUGAAAUGGCGAGCGCGUCCGUGGGAUUUUCCUUUGCUGCAUUUCUGGCCUUUGCCUUGAGUUCUCUCAUUUCUGGCUAUACCAUCUGUAAAGCUUCAUAGUUAGAUACCAUUGCUGUAUCAGUAAAUUAUACGACGUCUGAGUUUUGAAGAACCUUUGUUUCCCCUCCCUGUAGUGCUAAAUUAUGAUAGAUUGUUGGAAAAGAAAAAUUACUGCUGAAGAAAUGUUUUAAAGCAUUGUAUAAAAGUAGAUGUUUGCGUUUCUGAUGAA